This is a messenger RNA of Callithrix jacchus (white-tufted-ear marmoset), 745 nucleotides long. It is a transcript of the gene MRPS18C, whose product is annotated as mitochondrial ribosomal protein S18C. The record is from RefSeq and is a predicted model, not a curated record. Gene Ontology annotation, cellular component: ribosome; mitochondrial small ribosomal subunit. Gene Ontology annotation, biological process: mitochondrial translation. Gene Ontology annotation, molecular function: small ribosomal subunit rRNA binding; structural constituent of ribosome. NCBI's taxonomy places the organism in Eukaryota, Metazoa, Chordata, Mammalia, Primates, Cebidae.
AAACCUCACCAAUUCUCGUGGGUCCUGAGCGUUCUCCCGCGGAACCUUUGAACCGGGUACUCAAGCCAACAGGGGAAGAGCAGCGGAAGGGACUUUUCGGAACGACUUGGAACUAAAGGAAGUGGAUGAAACGCGGAAUCAUGGCCACUAUGGUUGCUGUUUGUGGUGGUCUAAGGAGGAAGAAGUUGACACACCUGGUAACCGCUGCUGUCAGCCUUACACAUCCCGGGAUUCACACUGUGCUGUGGAGAAGAGGUUGUUCACAAUAUAAACAGGUAGCCAGCAAUGAAGACCUGCCCAUUCCAAUGGAAAACCCUUAUAAAGAACCACUUAAGAAGUGUAUCUUGUGUGGAAAGCGUGUAGAUUAUAAGAAUGUACAGGUCUUUGUGGGAAGAAACAGAAAGAAAUCACAAAAGCAAUUAAGAGAGCUCAAAUAUUGGGGUUUAUGCCAGUUACAUACAAGGAUCCUGCAUAUCUCAAGGACCCUAAAGUUUGUAAUAUCAGAUAUCGGGAAUAAAUUCUAUCACAUUACCACCAAUAAACUUACCUUACAAUACAUGGUUGUAUGAUGCCAAUACUGACUCAAACCAACCUUUGGAUAGAAAAGUGUUUCAGGAGUGAGGUAAGGAAUGACACUGCCCCUUCAUACCAGUCAGUGUCCAUUAAGCACAUCACUUAUUUAAAAUGUUAACACUCAUCACAUUUUACAUGUUGAAUAAAAGUGGUUCUGUGUGAUUGUCAUUUA